Molecule: messenger RNA, 1360 nt
Organism: Protobothrops mucrosquamatus (brown spotted pit viper)
Lineage: Eukaryota; Metazoa; Chordata; Lepidosauria; Squamata; Viperidae
Gene: MGAT1
Product: mannosyl (alpha-1,3-)-glycoprotein beta-1,2-N-acetylglucosaminyltransferase
Exons: 1
Coding region: 1-1341 (446 amino acids)
Biological process (GO): protein N-linked glycosylation
Cellular component (GO): Golgi apparatus
Molecular function (GO): alpha-1,3-mannosylglycoprotein 2-beta-N-acetylglucosaminyltransferase activity
Source: RefSeq, a predicted model, not a curated record
AUGCUGAAGAAAAGUAACCUGAUUCUCUGGGGCCUGGUGCUUUUUGUGGCCUGGAACGCUGUGAUCCUCUUCUUCCUGUGGACUCGGCCACAGUCUUUAUCGGACCAUAGCCGCUUAACUGAAGAGGUGAUCCGACUGGCCCAGGAUGCUGAGGUAGAAUUGGAGCGCCAGAAGGACCUUUUACAUCAGAUCUACCGCUAUAGUUCACUCUGGAACAUACGGAAGUCGAAAAAUCUCCACCUGUCAGCUGCAGUGUCGGCCCAGCCUUCCACAGCUGCGCUCUCACCCCACCACAGUCAGAUAUCACCUGAUGCGGUUUUACCUGUGGUGGUGAUUGCCUGUGACCGCAGCACAGUCCGCCGUUGUCUAGAUAAACUGUUGCAUUACCGUCCCUCAAAGGAGCGAUUCCCCAUCAUUGUAAGCCAGGACUGUGGACAUGAGGAAACAGCUAGAGUCAUUGCCUCCUAUGGAGAUUCUAUCAUGCACAUCAAGCAGCCCAAUUUAAGUGAUAUCCCUGUGCCUCCCGACCAUCGCAAGUUUCAGGGAUACUACAAAAUUGCUCGACACUAUCGCUGGGCUUUGAGCCAGCUUUUCCGGACCUUCAAAUACCAAGCCGCCAUCGUAGUGGAAGAUGACUUGGAAGUCGCCCCAGAUUUCUUCGAAUAUUUUCAAGCGAGUUUCCCACUUCUACUGGCUGACCCGACUCUUUGGUGUAUCUCUGCCUGGAACGAUAAUGGCAAGGAACAGAUGGUAGACGUUGCCCAUCCCGAACUUCUCUACCGUACUGAUUUUUUCCCUGGUCUGGGCUGGCUUCUGCUCUCUGACUUGUGGGAUGAGCUGGAACCCAAGUGGCCCAAGGCUUUCUGGGACGACUGGAUGCGACAGCCUGAGCAGCGGCAGGGCCGUUCGUGCAUCAGGCCUGAAGUGUCACGCACAAUGACUUUUGGCCGUAAAGGCGUGAGCCACGGUCAAUUCUUUGACCAAUAUCUGAAGUUCAUCAAGCUCAAUGACCGUUUUGUGCCUUUCACCCAGAUGGACCUUUCUUACCUCAAGAAGAAUAACUAUGAACACUCAUUCUUGGCCCAAGUCUACGGUGCCCCUGAGCUGCGCGUCGAAGAAUUACAGGGGAACCAGCGCCGGGAGUUAGGUACUGUCCGAGUGCAGUACACCACUCGUGACUCUUUCAAGGCCUUCGCCAAAGCCUUGGGUGUUAUGGAUGACCUCAAAUCAGGAGUGCCCCGUGCUGGUUAUCAGGGCAUUGUCAGCUUCCUUUACCGAGGCCGCCGUGUUUACCUGGCUCCUCCUCCUGACUGGACAGGCUAUGACCCCAGCUGGAGUUAGCAGCUGAGGAUUUUUGAGC